AUGGCAGAGGCAGAAGGGGUGAAGAGCGAGAGGCAAGUGGUGGUGGACGCACCCCCCAGUGCCAGCUCCAGCAUGUCCCUCCAGAGGUGCCGGAUGGCCUUCAGGGGGACUCAACCUUCGUCUCCCUGGGAGAGCUCUCCAGGCUCCAGGGCCAAUCCCUGGGGCAGACUGGCCCGGUCACCCGUGGCCUAUGUAGGGACAAUGCCUAUUGGGCUCACAGGCAGCCAGGGUGCCCGAGUGACCUGCCGGGCCCUGGGCAUCAGCAGUAUCUUCCUGCAGGGCCUGCGGAGCUCAGGCUGGGCCACUGCACCUGUCCCAGACCUGGAGGGGUCCCACGGUGCUGCCAAGGACCUGGGCGCCUGCCUGGUGGAAUACAUAGCCAAGGUGCACACCCUGGAGCGGGUCAAUCGGGAUCUGGAAACGCAACUGCGGGAGCUCCUGGGAAGCAAAGCCAAGGCUUCGGGAGGCUGGGGCCCCCUCAAGGCCACUUGGGCCAGCAGCUGCCAGCAGGUGGGCGAGGCUGUCUUGGAAAAUGCCCGGCUCGUGCUGCAGAAGGAGAAUACCCUGGCGGGUGCAGAUGAGCUUAAAAAGAGAUAUGAAAGUGAGCAGCUAUUUCGAAAGGCAGCGGAAGAGGAAAUUAAGUCUCUGUAUAAAGUGAUUGAUGAGGCUCAUUUAACCAAAUUGGAUCUGGAGAGUCAAAUAGAAGGUCUGAAGGAAGAACUUGACUCCCUGACAAGAAACUACGAAGAGGAUGUGAAGGUGCUGUACAAAGAGUUGUCAGGAUCUGAGCAGGAUCGAGUAGACAUGCCCGUUGGCACGGGCCUGGAUGACAUCCUGGAGACCGUCAGAAUUUUCUGGGAGAGAGAUGUUGAAAAGAAGCGGAUGGAAGCAGAACCCUUACUCCAAGCCAAGCAACAUGUGGAGGGGACUCACAUGGCCCAGAGCCAAGAAGCGAAGCUGGCCACUGCCCUCAGAGUGGAGUUACACGACACUACCAGCCAAGUGCAGAGUCUCCGGGCCGAGACGGAAUCCUUGCAAGCCCUGAAACGAGGCCUGGAGAAUACCCUGCGCGACGCCGAACGCUGGCACGACAUGGAGAUGCAGAACCUGGGCGCCGUGGUGGGCAGGCUGGAGGCGGAGCUCGGGGAGGUCCGUGCGGAGGCGGAGCUGCGCGGGGAGGAGCAGGAGAGGCUGCGGGCGCUCAAUUGCCAGCUGCAGAAGGAGGUCGCAGCCUGCCAUGCCCUGCUGGACAGGGAGGCGGACCGCUACUGAUGGAGAAACAGGAUCUUUUCAUGACAAUGCUGCCUUCCCACCAAGUGGCCACUGCAGCUGCUUGGGGAGCCACACCUUCAUUUCAGUCCUUGCGGAUUCCUCUGGGGACUCAACUUCAGCUAAGAAACCAUCACAAUCUUUCCAGAAGUGAAUAGAGUGUUUCUGACUUAAUUUAAGGAGCCUGCUGUGUGAGCCACCUCCCAAGUCUUUCCAAAUAAAUGCUUUGAGCGCA
Echinops telfairi (small Madagascar hedgehog) is the source of this 1504-nucleotide messenger RNA. RefSeq names its product beaded filament structural protein 2 (gene BFSP2). Gene Ontology annotation, cellular component: intermediate filament. Lineage: Eukaryota; Metazoa; Chordata; Mammalia; Afrosoricida; Tenrecidae. The transcript is spliced from 7 exons. The record is from RefSeq and is a predicted model, not a curated record. Gene Ontology annotation, molecular function: structural molecule activity. Bases 1 to 1272 code for a protein of 423 amino acids. Gene Ontology annotation, biological process: intermediate filament organization.